AUGACCCAGAACAAUCCGCCCCCGGUAACCCUGGAAACCCGCAGGACCAUCGUAUCCAGACCCAUAGGCAACGAUGCGGUCUUGACCCUCAUCGGCGCCGGCGACAUUAACCGGGGGCCCUGGCCCUUCGUUACCGGCAUACCCAACCUGAACGCCGACCUGGCCGGUCCGCCGGCCCAAUACCUGUCGGUGGCCGCCUGGGCCGCUUGA
This is a messenger RNA of Geodia barretti, 210 nucleotides long. Lineage: Eukaryota; Metazoa; Porifera; Demospongiae; Tetractinellida; Geodiidae. The record is from the annotation of a GenBank genome assembly.